GCAGUUUAAAAUAUUAUUGACGGAAAUGUCUUCCAAGGAUUAUGAAUUAUCAGAUGACGAAGAAGAACAUUACAUAUUUAUUGAGUUUGACGAUAGCGUUAAACUAGAAAAAUAUAGUAAUAUUCAUGUUCUAGGUAUUGAUACUAAAAAUCCUUUAAUUCAGCUAGAUAACACAUUUUUCUCAGGUUCCUAUGAAAAUCCAUUAGGAACACAUAUUUUUUUUGAAGAAGAUCCUUUAGCACAAACAAGUGAUCUACUAUUCGACAAGUUGCCUGAAAAGAGUCUUAAAUAUUUGACAAAAUCAAGAAAAACUGUAAAAGCUGAACAUGUUUAUAUAAAGAUGAAAGAAGGAACCGAAAGUGAAGCUCAAAUAAAACAAGAUAAAACAGACCAUGAGAUAUCAGCAGUUGCAUUUACUUCAGUGGCAGAAGCUGUAGAAAGAUUCAAAAAAGAUUGGAUGGUAUCACACCCUGAAUUGUUUAAUAAAACAAAGUAAGUGAUAAAGAGGAAAAUAAUUCUUUAUCAUCUUACUUGUUAUUUACUAUAAGUAAUUCAUAUGAUUAUUUUUAUAAAAUGUCUUUUAUUUAUGCCUUUAAUGUAUGAACAUGCAGUUUACAAUGCACAAAAUGUCAAUAUUUGUCAUUAUUAAUUUUAAAACUGAUCAAAUACUAUAUAAGUGGAACUGUGUUGCUUUAGUUUUUAAGUUAGCAAGUAGGUUUACUUCGAUGUUAAAAAUUUAGAAAAAUGAAUUAAGAUACUUUAAAAAUCUGAUUUGAAAGUGUUGGCUAAGUCUAAUAAAACAAAGCUGAUG
Pieris brassicae (large cabbage white) is the source of this 811-nucleotide messenger RNA. RefSeq names its product general transcription factor 3C polypeptide 6-like. The record is from RefSeq and is a predicted model, not a curated record. The coding region runs from base 26 to 496 and encodes 156 amino acids. NCBI's taxonomy places the organism in Eukaryota, Metazoa, Arthropoda, Insecta, Lepidoptera, Pieridae. Gene Ontology annotation, cellular component: transcription factor TFIIIC complex. The transcript has 3 exons. Gene Ontology annotation, biological process: transcription by RNA polymerase III.